AUGGCUACCCCCAGUGUCCUUACUUUUGAUGCUAAGGGCCGUGCCGUUGACUUUGAGGUCUGGGUCGAUGACCUCCAGCUGUUCCUCCAGUGCGAUAGGGCAGACGGCCUCUCUCUGUUCGACCUCACCUCUCGUGCCUCCCCUGCCCCGCCUGCUACUGCUGACAGCACUGGGUGUUCCCCCUCCCCCCUCUUGCCCUCUGUUGCUUCUGCUGCUGCGGUCGACCUCGUUGGUUUCGAGUCGGUCGGCGCUACGUCUGCCCCGAGCGGGGGACGCCGCACCGGCAAGGGCAAGGGGGGCAAGGGAACUGAAGGGGCUGGAGGGGGCGGUGGAGGUGGUGGUGGAGGCAGUGGAGGGCGCGGUGGGGGUACUGGUCCCUGCACUUACGUCCUCCGUACCGGCGAACGAGCUGGUGAGCAAUGCGGGGGCCCGCACUCCACCCAGCGCUGCUUCAGUCGCGUGACGGACGCGUGGCAUCGCCAGUUCCCUGAUGCGUCAGAGAUCCCUCGCUGGGGAGAUCUGUCUAGGGCGGGAGUUGCCAUCUUUGAUCUUGACUAUGAUGCUAUCCUUGCUGCCAUGUUUUCUGUGUCUACUAGUGUUGAGGGUGACUGUUACCUGUGUGUACCGCCUGACCCGGGCAUUGAGGCCAAAGCUCUAGGUGCUAGUGAGGCUGCUACUCUAGGUGCUAGUGCAUCUGCUGCUCCAGGUGCUAGUGUGUCUGCUGCCCCAGGUGCUGGUGAGUCUGCUCUCUCAGAUACUACGUCGGCUCAGGCCUUACACACCUUCACCCUUGACUCGUGUGCGUCCCGCUCCUACUUUCGAGACCGCACCACUCUUACGCCGCUUAGUCGGCCGGUUGCGGUCUCCCUGGCGGACCCCUCAGGGGGUCCUGUCCUUGCUAGCUUCUCCAUUGUCUUACCGUGCCCGGCAGCCCUCUCUUGCACCCUGUCAGGUCUCUACCUCCCCUCGUUCUCUACGAACUUGGUGAGUGGAGCGGACCUACAGGAUAGGGGGGUUGACCAGUUCACUCCUGCGAGUCAGCGGGUGACCCACUGCACGUGUGCUCGGACAGGCCGACACUUGGCCAUGUUCACCCGUUUGCGAGUGUCUGACGAGAAGUGA
Messenger RNA from Closterium sp. NIES-65, 1122 nucleotides. NCBI's taxonomy places the organism in Eukaryota, Viridiplantae, Streptophyta, Zygnematophyceae, Desmidiales, Closteriaceae. The record is from the annotation of a GenBank genome assembly.